This is a messenger RNA of Eupeodes corollae, 1780 nucleotides long. RefSeq names its product palmitoyltransferase ZDHHC6. Bases 128 to 1387 code for a protein of 419 amino acids. Gene Ontology annotation, molecular function: palmitoyltransferase activity. Gene Ontology annotation, biological process: protein palmitoylation. Lineage: Eukaryota; Metazoa; Arthropoda; Insecta; Diptera; Syrphidae. Gene Ontology annotation, cellular component: Golgi apparatus. The transcript has 6 exons. The record is from RefSeq and is a predicted model, not a curated record.
AUUCCGUGAUGUCCAGUCCGAGUCCAGUUAUUUUCGGCAGGUGAAUAUGGCAAGGUGCAUUAUUGAGUUUAUUUAUCCGGCUUAAAAAAAGAAACACAAUUAAUUAAAAUAUAAUUAACCAACUCGAAUGCUCUCAUUAAGUAUGAACGAAAAGCUAAAAGCAUUUCGCCGCUUCCUCCACUGGGGACCAAUAAUCGCUCUGAGCAUAAUCAAAUGCAUUACUUUCAUGACACUGUACAUGAACUCGAUGUGGUGGCCACCAAAUGGGAGUCUUGGAGGUUUGCUGAAUCAGACGGUAUUCUUGCUGUUGUCGUCGAUAGCCACAUUUAACUAUGCUAUGGCCACUCUCCAUGGACCUGGUUUUCUACCCAAGGGUUGGCGACCAAAGAAUCCAAAAGAUGAACAACACCUUCAAUAUUGUAAAGUUUGUGAAGGAUUCAAAGCACCUAGAGCUCAUCAUUGUAAAAAGUGUAACCGUUGUGUAAUGAAAAUGGAUCAUCAUUGUCCGUGGAUAAACAAUUGUGUUGGUUGGGCAAAUCAUGCCCAUUUCACAUAUUUCCUUGCCUUCUCAAUUUUAGGUAGUUUUCAUGCUUCAAUCUUGCUCAUCUGUUCAUUUUACCGUGGCAUCCAUCGAUAUUAUUAUUUAACCAACGGCCUCCAUCAUCUGGCUACCGUACAGUUUGGCCUGAUAAGCAUUGUAAUGUGUAUCUUCAGCUUAGGCUUAGCCAUUGGAGUUGUGAUCGCCUUAGGAAUGUUAUUGUACUUCCAAUUAAAAUCUAUUGUAACCAAUCAAACUGGUAUUGAGAGUUGGAUUGUGGAAAAAGCUUUCUAUCGAAGAAGUCAGAACGCGGAAGACGACGAAUUUGUAUACCCUUAUGACUUGGGUGCCAAGGAAAACAUCAAACAGGUCCUUAAUUUGCUUUGUCAACCUGUAGGCGAUGGUAUUGAUUGGCCCGUUGUGGAGUCCUGCGAUCAGUACACUCUUACGAGAGAACAAUUGUGUCAAAAACAAGAGAAACGUGCGAGAACCAAAACAUUCAGAGCCAUUCGUCCAGCCACCGGAAGUUAUGUUCCUCUCUUUUCACAAGGAUUUCGAGUGUGUUUGUCCCCGCCGUUCACCGACGAACCAAGAAUCAAACUGCUUCCUGGAGAUAUAAUCAAAGUUACUCGUUUCCGCCGUCAUUGGUUGUUCGGAGAACGUGUCGUCGAAGAACUUGACAAUGAAUCAAAACGCACAGGUGCCAUACGAGGAUGGUUUCCAAGACGUUGUGCUAUCGAAUUAAUUGAACCAGAAAUGCCUUCCGAAAAUGAAACGACCAAUAGAAAGUCAAAUGGAGUUGCCAAUCAUCAUCACCAUCAUCAAAAUAAUAAAAAGAAAAUUAACUAACAUACUACUUCUAGAUCUAAAAGAAGAUACAUUGAUUCCAAGCCAUAAAAAGUAUAGUCUGUCUCUAAGUAUGUUAGUUUCUGGUCAACUAAACUUAAACAAAAAAAAAAAGAGUUUUAUUUUGUUAUUUGUUCUUUUUAUUGCGAUCAGCACAAGUGGCACACAUUUUUUCCGAUUUGUAGAGUAAAAGUAAACUAUGUAAAAAAGUAUGCGAUGUAAACUAACGCAUGCUUCUCUUAAAAAUCUAAACGUUUAUAUGAAUGAAAAUUAUACUAUGACUUCUUUUUAUGAAAGUGAUAUAUACCAUUUUUUAAUUUAAGAAAAACAAAUUAUUUAAAAUAAUGUAUUUCUAGUAUAAAAACAUUAAAAUAAAAAUACUUAAUAAUGUCUAGU